AGCGCGAUGCCGUGGUUGCGCCGCAGCAUGGUGCCAAGCAGUGCACGGAGAAGUGCGAGGCAGACUCACAGUGUCCCUGGGGACAGAGGUGCAUCCACACCAGCUGCGGCCGCGUCUGCAUGGACAUCCCCGGAG
Molecule: messenger RNA, 135 nt
Organism: Balearica regulorum gibbericeps (East African grey crowned-crane)
Lineage: Eukaryota; Metazoa; Chordata; Aves; Gruiformes; Gruidae
Source: RefSeq, a predicted model, not a curated record